Molecule: messenger RNA, 1356 nt
Organism: Lodderomyces oxycetoniae
Lineage: Eukaryota; Fungi; Ascomycota; Pichiomycetes; Serinales; Debaryomycetaceae
Gene: SCW11
Product: putative glucan endo-1,3-beta-D-glucosidase
Exons: 1
Coding region: 1-1356 (451 amino acids)
Biological process (GO): cell wall organization
Cellular component (GO): extracellular region; fungal-type cell wall; cell surface
Molecular function (GO): glucan endo-1,3-beta-D-glucosidase activity
Source: RefSeq, a predicted model, not a curated record
AUGAUGAUUUCCAUAAUAUUCACAUUCUUUUUGCUACGUCUCAUAUCUGCCGUUCCAUUACCAGCAGUCAUCACAAGAUACCACACUGCUGCUGCAGUCACACAAACCACAACUAGAACCACAGGCACAACUACUGUAUGGUUGCCACCUGUCGGCAUAUAUAUUUUACCUGACGGAAGUUCUUCUACAAGUACAAUCACUGAUACUCAAUGGAAUACUUUCCCAGUUACAUUCACCUCGGUUGUUCAGAAAGAUGUCCCAUUAGCUACACAAGCUGCUGCUAUUACUCCUGCUUUACAGCCAGAGACAACAACAACAACAGAAGGUGUUCCCACUCCUGCUCCUGCCCCACAAUUAGAGACAACAUCGACAACAACAACAGAAGCUGUUCCCACUCCUGCUCCUGCCCCACAAUCAGAGACAACAUCGACAACAACAACAGAUGCUGCUCCCACUACUGCUCCUGCCACCCCUGCCACUUCCACUGCCACUUCCACUUCCACAACCUCUACAACUACAUCCACACAAACAUCGACUCCUUCAAGUACCGGAGACUUGCUUCCACAUCCAUCCACAAUUGUCUAUUCUCCCUAUGCAAAUAGCGGCGGAUGCAAAUCAGCAGACGAUAUCAAUUACGAUUUAGAACUCAUUGCAAGUAAGGGAAUUAAAAAAAUAAGAUCAUACGGUACCGAUUGUGGAUCUUUAACAACGGUAUUAUCCAAAUGCAAACAAUUAGGCAUAACAGUAAACCAAGGGGUUUGGAUGUCAGAAGCCGGAGUUAAUUCAGUUGAUGAUCAAAUUCAACAAAUAAUAAACUACGGUCAGCAAAAUGGCUGGGACAUAUUUGACCUAAUCACUAUUGGAAAUGAAGCAAUAAACUCCAAUUUCGUCACUUUAGAUCAGUUGAUACCAAAACUAAAUUCAGUUAAAUCUCAAUUAAGAUCCUCUGGAUACAAUGGAUACGUCACCACCUCCGAACCACCAGCCACAUUCAUUAAAUACCCCCAGUUAUGUACCGAUUCCGAUAUCGAUAUUGUUGGUAUUAAUCCCCACUCAUACUUCAACACAAAUAUCAGCCCCGAGAAUGCUGGCUCAUACAUUACUUCACAGCAAGCUCAAGUUUUGGCUUUAUGUAAUGGCAAAUCGGUAUGGAUAACCGAAACCGGGUACCCUUCAAAAGGAAAAACACUUGGCUUAAAUGUUCCAAGUCCAGAAAAUCAAAAGAUAGCCGUCUCUUCAAUAAUGGAAGCCACUGGUGGUGACGUGACAAUAUUAACUACUUAUAAUGAUUUCUGGAAAGAUCCCGGUCCAUAUGGCAUUGAACAAUACUUUGGUGUCAUUCAAUUAUUAGCCUAA